This is a messenger RNA of Arctia plantaginis, 675 nucleotides long. NCBI's taxonomy places the organism in Eukaryota, Metazoa, Arthropoda, Insecta, Lepidoptera, Erebidae. The record is from the annotation of a GenBank genome assembly.
AUGCUAUAUUUUGUGAAUGGAUUGUUUUUGCUUACAGGGAUAGUUCUGCUCCUCAUCGGUAUAACAGUGCUGGUCAGAUACUCGCAAUAUGAAGAGCUGAUAACGAACAGGUUCUUCAACCUCGCAGGAUUCGUCAUAGCGACAGCAGUGAUUAUUUUAAUUGGGUCAGUCCUCGGGUUCUAUGGCGCUAUUUCUCAGCAUUUCUAUGUUGUUUCUGGAUAUGUGAUAGUUCUAUUGGUGAUUCUGGUGUUCGAGAUAGCAAUAACCAUAGUUGGUUAUGCGCUGAGUGACGAUUCUGUAUCAGAGAUCAGGACAACAAUGGCAGAGAGUUUACAACUUUAUGGUACUAAAAUUGAGGUAGCACAAAUAUGGGACAAUCUGCAAAGGGAAUUUGAAUGUUGCGGCGUCACUGGUCGUUUCGACUGGAACCCUAUCACUCAGAUUCCAGUCAGCUGCUGUCACAUAGACUAUGGGACUGUUUCGCCAUUUCAAUGUGGUAUGGACAACGCGUACAUCGCCGGGUGUGCAAUCUCCUUGGGUGAAUUUUUAGCAUCUCAGGCGCACAUCAUUGCCGUUGCCGCUCUCACUAUGACUUGUAUACAGGUGAUACUGACAGCAUUGGGCGCUUACUUGGCGUGGCGGACGAAGUAUGAAGAAGUUGAACUCGAGUCAUAA